Messenger RNA from Pocillopora verrucosa, 715 nucleotides. The record is from RefSeq and is a predicted model, not a curated record. NCBI's taxonomy places the organism in Eukaryota, Metazoa, Cnidaria, Anthozoa, Scleractinia, Pocilloporidae.
AUGGUGUCUUUCCGGGAUUAUGAAAUGAACUUACUCUUUCUUCUGCUGGUAAAGUUUCACGGGUCAGAGGCUGCGGAUGUGCGUUUCAUCAAGGAACCUUCUAAUCCAAGCUACUUCAACAAUGGCAGUGAUGCCAACCUGGUGUGGGACUACACUGAUCCACAAAAUAAGAUUCAGUACAUUAUCUAUAGUGUUCUGGUAGAUGGUACAUUUGUCAGAAUGAUGGUUAAUGACAGUCGUGGUGUCCAAGAACAUCCUAAUAUUCCAAUUUCUUACAAAGGAAGAGUUAAAAUUGAAGGAAGAGCAACCCUGGUUAUCAAGAACAUCAACCCUGGAGACAAUACUGAAUUUAGAUGUAUGAUAUGGGGAGGAGGGAAAAUUGAAAAUACAGUUCAGCUUAUUGUGGCAGAGGCACCACUUAUAAACCUCUCUUCGGGAGUGAAAUAUUACACUGAAGGCUCCCCUGUCACCAUGGCCUGUAAAGCUUCUGGGAAACCACAGCCGGAUGUAGCAUGGAUUAGAAAUGGAGAACUGAAAAGUUCAGGGAAGGAAGCUGCGUUUUUAAAGUUUGAUAAUAUAAACAGAACGGAUGCAGGACAAUAUACAUGUCGAGCCAAUAACUCAGUGGAAGUCACUUCCAUUGACACAACAAUUGUAGUUUACUACCCGCCCACAAUUCAAAAUGUCACCACGUCAUCAAAGAAGUCUUGGAUUG